Messenger RNA from Chlamydomonas reinhardtii, 1791 nucleotides. RefSeq lists its product as uncharacterized. The record is from RefSeq and is a predicted model, not a curated record. Gene Ontology annotation, molecular function: 3'-phosphoadenosine 5'-phosphosulfate transmembrane transporter activity. The transcript has 5 exons. The coding region runs from base 70 to 1155 and encodes 361 amino acids. Gene Ontology annotation, cellular component: Golgi membrane; endoplasmic reticulum membrane. Lineage: Eukaryota; Viridiplantae; Chlorophyta; Chlorophyceae; Chlamydomonadales; Chlamydomonadaceae. Gene Ontology annotation, biological process: transmembrane transport.
GUCAGCCAAACAGCCUGCCAGAGCUUGUUCUUACCUUCCUCUACCAGUUCACUAUUAGGUUUUGCAAAAAUGAAUCCGAUUACUUGGCUUUGGGGCAAAAUUAAAGCCCAUGAGAAGGUGCACGUUGCCUGGUGUGUGACAGGUAUUGUCGGAUGCCUUAUGCUCUAUGGAGUCCUUCAGGAGCGCAUUAUGACAAUGCCUUUCGGAGAGGGCGCGGCAGCUGAGGUAUUCAAGUACUCCCUUUUCCUGGUGCUGUGCAACCGCCUGACGACUUGCGCGGUCGCCAUUGUCAUGUUGGUGCACGAUGGCAAGUACUCGGAGAUUUACCCCGUGGCGCCUAUCUGGACCUACUUCGCCGUGUCGCUGUCAAAUGUGAUCGCCACAACCUGCCAAUACGAGGCACUCAAAUACGUGUCUUUCCCGGUCCAGACCCUUGGGAAAUGCGCGAAGAUGCUGCCUGUGAUGAUCUGGGGUAUCCUCAUGCUGCGCAAGAAGUACAAGGCCGCGGACUGGGGUCUGGCACUGGUUAUCACCUCCGGCUGCACGGUGUUCCUGCUGACGGGUGAUGUGAAGUCCAAGGUUUCGGAGAGCCUGUGGCAGUCCAGCAUCUAUGGCCUGGCGCUGAUGCUGGGCUACCUGGGCUUUGACGGCUUCACGUCGACGUUCCAGGACAAGCUGUUCAAGGGGUACAACAUGACCACCUACAACCAGAUGCUGUACACCACCAUGUGCUCCUCCAUUCUGAGCAUGCUGGGCCUGUUCUCCUCGGGCCAGCUGCCCCUGGCGUUCUCGUUCGUGAACCGCCACCCCGACGCACUGUCGUCUAUGAUGACACUGUCGGUGGCCGCCACCGUGGGUGCGCUGUUCAUCUCCUACACCAUCAAGACCUUCGGCGCGCUGGUGUUCGCCACCAUCAUGACCACCCGCCAGUUCCUGUCCAUCCUGCUGUCCUGCAUCCUGUUUGCGCACCCGCUCACCGGUGGCCAGUGGCUGGGCUCGACCAUGGUGUUCGGCGCCCUGUAUUACCAGGGCUUUGCCAAGAAGGACGGCGGCAAGCACGGCGCCAAGACGGAGGCGCCCCCAAAGGACACUGAGCGCGGCGAGGCGGCCGCGCAGGAGGAGCCGCUGCUCGGCGGCAAGCAGGAGGAGAAGUGACUUGCACAACCGCUGCGCAACCGCCAACGUCUGUGACCACGUGAGGCUAGAGGGGGGGCCGCAGAGCGGUGUUGCGCGCCCCAUGCAGCCCCAUGGCGGCCCUUUCCUGGGCGCAGGUACGGUAGCCACGCGUCCAUAGCGGUGCUCAGGGACCAAGGACACGAGUGCAUGCUGACUUUUAGAAAUCCCCGGACUAGAUGACUGUUCAUGUUUAGCUACUUGUUGGCCUAGUAAUGCUUGGACGCCAGGGAUACACCGCUCUGGAUGCGCUGAGUGUAUGUGGACGUGUUUUCAUGCCGCAUUAGGUCAAUGCCGAGGACAUUAGCAAUGCUGCUGGAGGUGAAUGUGAUGGUGGAUGUUUGUGGCCAUAUAUCCGGCAUCGACUGAGGAGUAGCAGGUGGCAUGCGCGGCAUAGAACGGCAGGCAGCACCUCAGCAGGUCCCAGGCGACAUCCCCAGCGUGUGUCUGAACCUAGUGAGAUGGUGUUGGGCAGGGGUGGUGUUGGGUGAGGCGGCCUGGCCGGACCUUGGCGGGCCAGCAGCCCAAGCGCCAAAGCGCAAUGCGAAGGACUGGCUCGAAUGUUUACACCAACGGACAUUCAUGGCCUUUCCAUGAGCUGUACAAUUCAAAUGGCAA